GCGGCUUCCGCUCCGGCGUUUGCGCAAGGCGGUUGCAAGCGCCUGGGCGCGAGGAGGGGUGAGGGCGCGGGUCCUGGCGCCGCGGAAAACGCGCCAAGUUUCCCGUUGUGGGGAGCGCGGCGCCGGGGCGCCCCGCGGUCUCCAUAGCAACCGGGGAGGGGGUGUCCGGGCAGCGCCCCCCGCCCGGCGGGCGCGCGGCAGGCGGCGGCGGCGGCGGCCGGGGCCGCGCGACGAUGUAGCGGGUGUGACUGCCGCUCGCAGCGCGCUGUGCGGGCUGCUCCUGUCCCCCCCUCCCCGUAUUUGUCUGUGAGGGGGGAAAAAUGCCCGGUGUGUUACCGAGUGACAGUAACGGGCUUUCGAGAGGGAGCCCGUCAAAGAAAAACAGGCUUUCGCUGAAGCUUUUCCAAAAAAAGGAAGCGAAAAGAGCACUGGAUUUUACAGAGUCACAAGAAAAUGAACAAAAGAGUUCAGAAUACAGAGGCUCUGAAAUCGAUCAGGUUGUUCCUGCAGCACAGCCUCCAUCACUUGUUAGCUGUGAGAAAAAGGACACCAUGCUGCCUUUUGUGGGCUUGAACAAUCUAGGUAACACUUGUUACCUUAACAGUGUACUUCAGGUGUUAUAUUUCUGUCCUGGUUUUAAAACUGGAGUAAAGCAUUUGUAUAAUAUCAUUUCAAAGAAGAAAGAAUCUUUGAAGGAUGAAGGAGAGCAAAAAUCAGAAAAGGGAAGUUGUAAAGAAGAUCCACUGGCAAGUUAUGAAUUAAUCUGCAGUUUGCACUCGUUGAUUCUUUCAGUUGAACAGCUUCAAGCCAGCUUUCUCUUAAAUCCAGAAAAAUACACAGAUGAACUUGCUACUCAGCCACGAAGGCUACUAAAUACCCUUAGAGAGCUCAACCCUAUGUAUGAAGGCUACUUGCAGCAUGAUGCCCAGGAAGUUUUGCAGUGUAUCCUAGGUAACAUUCAAGAAACAUGUCAGCUACUGAAGAAGGAAGAAUUGAACAAACUGCCUGUGGAAGAGCCUACAGCUAAACUGGAGGAAAAACUUAAUCAAAAUAUUGAGAGCAAUGGAACUAGCAGUCCUACUGAGGAGGAGGAGAGUGUACCAAGUAGCCAUGCUGGACAGAGAUCUGAAGAUAAACUGCUGAAAGGAAAUGGGAAAAGAAAAAGUGAUGCUGAGGGUGGCAAUGCAAAGAAAAAAUCCAAAGUAUCGAAAGAGCAAAAUGCUGAAGAAAAUCAAAGACAAACCAGGUCAAAGAGGAAAGCAACAGGAGAAAAGCUAGAAAAUCAGACUGAUGCCAUUGCCAAGUGUUCCACUGAAAACGAGAGUGCAAAGCCAACACAGAAAAAAUCACGGCUUAGAUUAAACUGGUUAAAAUCAUCAUGCAAACAGCCUAGUAUUCUGUCCAAAUUUUAUAGUCUGGGAAAGUUAACUACAAACUUGGGAUCCAAAGACCCAAUGAAAGAAUAUGAUGGCUGUGAGCUAGAAGAGUCAUCCAUAAAGUGUGAAAAUGGUAACAAUGUUAAAGAAGAAUAUCGUGAACCAGCAUCUCCUGUGGAAAGCCAUAGUGAAAAAGGAACUGAAAAAGAACCAAACAAGGAAGAUACAGAGCUGGCUGUUUUUGAACUAGUGGAGAAACUGUUCCAGGGCCAGCUAGUACUGAGAACGAGAUGCUUGGAGUGCGAGUGCUUUACUGAAAGAAGAGAAGACUUUCAGGACAUCAGUGUCCCAGUGCAAGAAGACGAACUUUCUAAAACUGAGGAGAGUUCUGAAAUUUCUCCAGAGCCAAAAACAGAAAUGAAGACUCUAAAAUGGGCAAUUUCACAGUUUGCAUCAGUGGAAAGGAUUGUGGGAGAGGAUAAAUAUUUCUGUGAAAACUGUCAUCAUUACACAGAAGCAGAACGCAGCCUUUUAUUUGAUAAAAUGCCUGAAGUUAUAACAAUUCAUUUGAAGUGCUUUGCUGCUAGUGGCUUAGAGUUUGAUUGUUAUGGUGGACUGUCCAAGAUAAACACUCCCUUACUGACACCUCUCAAGUUGUCACUAGAAGAAUGGAGCACAAAACCAACUAAUGACACCUAUGGAUUAUUUGCAGUGGUAAUGCACAGUGGCAUUACAAUUAGCAGUGGACAUUACACAGCCUCUGUCAAAAUUACAGAUCUUAAUAGUCUAGAGUUAGAUAAGGGAAACUUCAUCACUGACCAAAUGUAUGAAAUGAUUAAACCAGAACCACUGAAUGAGGAGGAAGCAAGAACUGUUGCUGAAGACUACGAUGAUGGUGAAGUCUCUUUUAGAGUCAAUGGAAAUGCACAGCCUGGUAAAGUUUUGAAUAAAAAGAACAUGGAAGCUGUCGGACUUCUUGGGGGACAGAAGAGUAAGCCUGACUGUGACCUGUACAAUAACAAACCAGCUAAUCCUGAUAAGUUUGUUAAUGUAGUUACUGAAAACAGAAAUUCUGAGUCUAGCAGUACAAAUGGAAAUGCGGAAUUCAAUACGGAACACAGUGAUCAAAAUGGUGUUGCUUUCAGUGGACUAGAAAACAAAGCUCUUUAUGUAUUACAGAGCCUGAAAGAGUAUGAAGGAAAGUGGUUGCUUUUUGAUGAUUCUGAAGUGAAAGUUACAGAAGAAAAAGACUUUCUGAAUUCUCUUUCUCCGACAUCAUCAUCUACAUCAACUCCUUACCUGCUGUUUUAUAAGAAAAUUGUAGAGUGAUACUGUAUUUUGACUGUAAAUAUUAGGGAUUUGCAUAUACCUAUUGGUCUGAUUUGCAUCAAGACUACCUUGAAGAAACAGCUGUUUGUUUUUGAAGCUACUGGAUCAUAAUGUUUCUGGUCUUUUCGUUCUGUGUAAGUGGCUCAACUUAAAUUAACAAACCAUGUCAUAGAACUUUAACUCACAUAAUAACUUUUAUGCUGGAUAAUAGUGAUAUUACCUUUUAGAAAUACAAAUUUGUAUAGUUCUUAAAUGAUGCCUACAAUACACAGUAGUGGUUUUAACACAACCCUAGUUCUCAGACAUGCCUCUUGUACUAUUAGCUUUUUUUUUUUUUUUUAAUAAAAGUUAUUUGUAUUCAUAUUCUGGAGUAAAUGUAUAUUAACUAGCAAAUUUCAUCCAGAAGUUGUGUAUUUUUGUAACUUGGGAAGUAAUACUUCAUAUCUAGUCUUUGGGUAAUCUACAUGGUUUACUGAUGACAUUCUCCUUAUCCAGUUUUGUAGUGCUCAGUGCAACUCAAAGCACAAGAAAAGGGUCUUGUAACCUUGUUCGGUGUAUUGGAAGGAAUUGAACUUAAUAGCAAUGUUUGAAUGGUCUAAUUUACAUCUUGUUGAUUAGGUGUUAAAUGGACAAAGUGUAAAUAGGUGUGACUAAUACUUCCAAACAGGGGGAGCGUGUAGUGUAAUUAAAAUAUUUUGUACUUCUAAGAGUAAAGCCCUCUAAUUUGCAUAUCUGUUUGGGUGGAUUUGGAAUUUAGUGGUGAUCUUAAAACAGUUAACUUGUAUUUAGAGCUCACGAAAAUGUGGGAAAACGAAAGCAUUUGGCUUGAUGCUUUGUUAAGAAUGUAUAUAUGAAAUAAAAAAUUUUAUGAUACGCA
Dromaius novaehollandiae (emu) is the source of this 3582-nucleotide messenger RNA. It is a transcript of the gene USP1, whose product is annotated as ubiquitin specific peptidase 1. Gene Ontology annotation, biological process: regulation of DNA repair; protein deubiquitination. Gene Ontology annotation, molecular function: cysteine-type endopeptidase activity; cysteine-type deubiquitinase activity. The transcript has 9 exons. The record is from RefSeq and is a predicted model, not a curated record. Gene Ontology annotation, cellular component: nucleus; cytosol. Lineage: Eukaryota; Metazoa; Chordata; Aves; Casuariiformes; Dromaiidae. Bases 321 to 2705 code for a protein of 794 amino acids.